GAUAGGAACUGUUCAAACAAUUUGACUCAAUGUGAGCCCCGGGACUGUGAGCUACGGGCCGACAGAUUUUAUGUUUUUGGAUUUUCUUUUAUCUGAUUAAAGAUCUGCAUCCUGAUGAUUAUCAGGUGCUUCCUCCUUGUUGCUCUCUUCAGCUCCACGGCGUAUACGGAGCCAUCACCUGAACCCUCGCCUGAACCAUCUCCGGAGCCCGCCCCCCAGGGUGAUGGGGCGGUGCCCGAAUUGCUGGAGGGUGUAGGAGACCUGGUGUCAAACCUACUCGAGGAUCUCCUCGGUGGAGGUGGUGGUGGGGGAGGGGGAGGAGGGAUGCAAGAAAAGAUCGACACUAUUGACACUAGCUUGGAGUUUGCCUAUUGCAAUCAACCACUUUUCGUGACAUUCCUUACAAAGACAGAUGCCCAUUGUUUGAUUGACAACAUUUGCUUCACAUACUUCCCACUGCCCGAUGAUCCAUUUACAUACAAUAUCUACAGUUCUACAGUAUUCGCAGAUGGGUCCCUCCGUAUCGAGACCUCGGUGAUAACGGAUCUUUCGCUAGGAAGAUUUAGAGCAGCAUCACCUUUCUGUACAUACACUUCCAACAUCAUCGGGUACGCUGGCUGUGACACUUACGUAGACUACCGUGAGAUGGAGUUUGGAGAGUGUGUCGACAACUCAGGCUGCCCCACGUUUGUGGGAGUCUCCACUCGCUGUGUCCCUCUCGGCCUGUCAUGUAUUGACAAGGUGGAGGAGAUCAUCUGUCAUGCCGGUCUGACUCUGCCAGACUUUGUCAUGCUGCCUAUGAAGCACCCACACAAAUGUGUCAUGGAGCAGAUCUGUGUAAACAACAUCCAAGGCAACUUCUACCGCGCCCUCAACCUCCCUCCGCCCGCUCCCCCAGCAUACUUAAUUUAGUUUAUAAACUCUUUUAACAUUUA
Macrosteles quadrilineatus (aster leafhopper) is the source of this 935-nucleotide messenger RNA. RefSeq lists its product as uncharacterized. Bases 115 to 912 code for a protein of 265 amino acids. The record is from RefSeq and is a predicted model, not a curated record. The transcript has 6 exons. Lineage: Eukaryota; Metazoa; Arthropoda; Insecta; Hemiptera; Cicadellidae.